This is a messenger RNA of Cyanistes caeruleus (blue tit), 3516 nucleotides long. The record is from RefSeq and is a predicted model, not a curated record. Lineage: Eukaryota; Metazoa; Chordata; Aves; Passeriformes; Paridae.
AGCCCCCCAGAAGUGGUUGAGGCCACCUGGCCAUUGGCAGGUGCUGAGCUCGAGGAGGAUGACCUGGACAUCAUCCCUCCCUCCCCUGAGGAGGAGCUGCCUCCCUUCUCCCCCUCUGUGCAGAGUGCCAGUAUUUUCAGAGACUCCCCCACUGGUGGAAGAUGCACAGCUGGCAGCUCCGAGGCUGGGCAGGAGAAGGUUCCCACAACACAUCCUGGAGGUGAUCCCAGUGCAGGGGAUUCAGUGCCCGUGGCAGGUGAGGCCGUGCCCGUGGCGCCGCAGCUGUACCGAGUGAUGGAGGCCAUCUGUGAGCUGGUGGAUGCCAUCCCCCUGCAGGAGCUGCAGGCCCUGCGCUGUGCCAGGGCCCUGCUGCAGCACAGAGACCUCAGGAGAAAAUUGCUGGCUAAUUCAGUCAGUUUGAAGCAAAAUGGCAUAAAGAACACUUUUGCUAGAAGCUGGAAGUCUCCCAUGGAGCAGAGCCCUCGUGUGUGUCCUGGUUCUGGUCCAAACUGGAGCUUCAGUUCUGACAGAAACUCCCCCAAACCCACAAACCCCUCAUCGGUGCUUUCUGUUCAUUCCAGCAACUUUUCUGCCAAAACAAAUCAAACCUUGGACACCUCUGGUGCUUCAGAGCAGAGUGCUGAGGGUGUGCCGUGCCCCAGGGGAAGUGGCUGGGGGGAAUCCUCCCUCAGGCUCAGCCUCCAGUCCUGCGACAGCAGCAGGGACAAAGGUCCAGGAACGGGGAAUGCCAGUCCUGCAGGGAGCAGCUUGGCUACAAAUGAUCUCCACUUGGACCUGGAUCACUUUGACAUCGAUGACUUCGAUGAGGACUGGGAGAGCUCGCUGGCCGUGCCAGCACCGCAGGCUCUGUCCCCACCGCGGUGCCAGCCUCGGGAGGGGCCACCUGCCAAAUCCCUCUUGUCCAAGAUUAUGUCCAGAGCCAAAGGGUCAGAUGUGGGAUCCGGUCCUGCUGCUCCAAAGCCAGGCCUCCUGAUGGCAACAAAGAACCCUCCAGAUCCAGUGGUUCAUGACCCCGCACUGGAGCGUUUCAGGGGUAUGAAAUUUCCCCAUUCUGCAGAAAUGAUGAAUAUAUUCCACAAGAAGUUUGGACUGCACUGUUUCCGGACAAACCAGCUGGAGGCCAUCAAUGCUGCUCUGCUGGGGGAGGAUUGUUUCAUCCUCAUGCCCACAGGAGGUGGGAAGAGCUUGUGCUACCAGUUACCAGCCUGUGUGUCUGCCGGGGUCACUGUCGUUAUUUCUCCGCUGCGGUCGCUGAUCAUCGAUCAGGUUCAGAAGCUGAAGACUUUAGAUAUUGCUGCAACAUACCUGACUGGUGACAGAACAGAUGCUGAUGCCUCAAAAAUCUACAUGCAGCUGUCAAAGAAGGACCCUGUCAUAAAGCUGCUGUAUGUCACCCCUGAGAAGGUGUGUGCCAGCAGCCGCCUGAUGUCCGCCCUGGAGAACCUCUACGACAGGAAGCUCUUGGCACGUUUUGUCAUUGACGAGGCCCACUGCGUCAGCCAGUGGGGCCAUGACUUCAGACAAGACUACAAGCGGCUGAACAUGCUCCGCAGGAAGUUCCACGCCGUGCCCAUGAUGGCCCUCACGGCCAUGAAAUGAAAUGAAAUUAAAUUAAAUACAUGCAUGGAAUUUAAUAGGAGGUUUACAAUGAGCUUCAACAGGCAUAACUUGAAAUAUGAUGUGCUGCCCAAGAAGCCAAAGAAGGUGGCGAUGGAUUGCUUGGAGUGGAUUAAAAAAUAUCACCCCCAUGACUCUGGGAUAAUCUAUUGCCUUUCCCGGCACGAGUGUGACACCACAGCAGCCAUCCUGCAGAAGGAGGGGCUGGCUGCCCUGGCCUACCACGCUGGCCUCACCGAUUCCAGCAGGGAUCUUGUGCAGCAGAAGUGGGUUAAUCAGGAGGGAUGCCAGGUGAUCUGUGCAACAAUUGCCUUCGGAAUGGGCAUUGACAAGCCCGACGUGCGCUACGUUAUCCACGCGUCCCUUCCCAAAUCCAUUGAAGGUUACUACCAGGAGUCUGGCAGGGCUGGGAGGGAUGGAGAGAUGUCCCACUGCCUGCUCUUCUACAGCUACAGCGAUGUGACCAGGCUGAGAAGGCUCAUCCUGAUGGAGAAGGAUGGGAACAGCCACACGAGGCAGACCCACUUCAACAACCUGUACAGCAUGGUGCACUACUGUGAGAACGUGGUCGAGUGCCGCCGUGUCCAGCUGCUCGCCUACUUUGGGGAAACCAACUUCAACCCCACCUUCUGCAAAGAUCACCCAGAAGUGAUUUGUGACAACUGCAGUAGGAAGAAGGAUUAUAAAUCAAGGAAUGUGACCGAGGAUGUGAAGAGCAUCGUGCGCUUUGUACGCGAGCACUGCAGGCAAGCGGGGCAGCUGAACGGCAGGAGGAAUCCAGGCUCUGGCAGGUACACCCUCAACAUGAUGGUGGACAUUUUCUUAGGUUCAACGAGUGCCAAGAUUCAGUCUGGAAUAUUUGGGAAGGGAGCUGCCUAUUCCAGGCACAAUGCUGAAAGGCUGUUUAGAAAACUGGUUCUGGACAAGAUCCUGGAUGAGGAUUUGUACAUCACAGCUAAUGACCAGGCAGUGGCAUAUGUCAUUCUGGGGGAGAGAGCUCAGGCUGUGCUGGAUGGGUCACUCCAGGUGGAGUUCCACGAGACAGAGAGUGCCAGUGCCAUCAGAAGGCAAAGGGCUUCCAUGGGAAAGAUGUCCCAGCGGGAAGAGGUUGUUAAGCAGUGCCUCAGUGAACUUACAGACACCUGCAAAACCCUGGGCAAAGUCUUUGAUGUGCAUUACUUCAAUAUUUUCAGUACUUCCACCCUAAAGAAAAUAGCAGAAACCUUGUCCUCAGACAUGGAGGUGUUGCUGCAGAUCGAUGGUGUCACAGAAGACAAACUGGAGAAAUACGGUGCAGAAAUAAUUAAAGUGAUGGAGAAGUACUCAGAAUACUCCAUCCAAGAAGACGCUGCCUGCCCGGGUGCGGACACGGGGAGCGCUGGCUCGCUGGGGAGCGAUGGAGAAGCAGAGGAUGCAGCUACAACCUCCGGCUAUUUCGGCAAUAACACAAACCAGAGGAGGAAAAGGAAGCGGCUGCCCAACGCCAGGGACUCCAAGAGGAAAAAGACAAGUGGUGGUGGCAGCCAGCAGUUCCACCCCAGAGGUGGCUACAGCAGGUACAGAAGGACCAAGAAGCUGCCAAGCUCGAAGGCUGCAGCUUCCUCUGGUGCCAGCUCCGUGUCCUACAGCGUUGGUGGCUCACAGGGGGCUGCUGGGAAGCUGGCCAUGAUGGCACUGCCCAAACCCAAAUCCAGGAGCUUCCUUCAGCCUUCGUAUUCCGUAUUUUAAGUGGGAAACGCAAUUACUGGACGAAUUUCCCCAAGAUGGAAUCACUGUUCAUUAAAUUUUUUGUUUCAUUUGCUGCUGCUGAACCUUCUGGGACUUGUGUAUUUGUAGAGUACAAAAGCUCACAUUAAAUAAAUAUUUUUUAACUUGUCA